UGUUUCAUACUACACCGAUAUAAGGGAUACAGUUAUAAGGUUUUGGAUCAUUUACGAGCAAAGCGUGUCUAGUACAUAAGUACAUGGCCAUCGAUGGUGGGAACUAGGAGUGGUUGUUUUCUCAACUCUACACCCAAAUUAUGGCGUUAAAACCCUAUUCCAACAGAUUUCAACUUUUUACGUUGAUGUUCAGUUUGUUCUUGCUGUUGGGGAUAUCCUUGUUCUUUGUAGUGUACCGAAAAACAAAUUUCCUUGACAUCCAGCCUCAGUUUCUCGUAAUCCAGAGACUGUUUGGAACAGCGCCUUCUCCUAAACCAAUAAGAGUGAAACGUGUUACCUAUUACAACAGACCCCCCUGGAUAAGUCCGCAUGUGUUCAAUGGGUGCAAGGACAGGUGUGAGAUGAUUUCGUCAACAAAUUACAAGGACAGUGACGUAGUUGUGUUCCAUGCGCCUAACUUAUAUAGAGGCACACCUCUGAGGAAAUAUAAUGGUCAAACGUGGGUGUUUCAUGACAUGGAACCGCCAUUUUUAGUUCCAAACUUUAAAAAUUGGAAACGAGUAUUUAAUUGGACAAUUAGCUACAGACGAGAUGCUGAUAUUUUUAAUCCAUAUAGUUAUUUCACACGGAAAACAAAUACAGAGAAUACUAAUAUUCGGGAUAUUAUGUGGAAAAAUAAAACUAGGAAUAUUGGCUGGAUUGUUUCACACUGCGGAGUGGCAAGCCAGAGGCUUAAAUACGGAAACGAACUUCAAAAAAAUAUUGAUGUGGAUACAUAUGGUCGAUGCGGGAAUCUUCACUGUCCAAGAGGAAAAUGGCAGGAGUGUCUCGGGAAAUAUAAAUAUUAUGCAUCAUUUGAAAAUUCUCUGUGUAUUGACUACAUAACGGAAAAGAGUUUCCGAGUGUUCGAGCGGAAGGUGAAUUCAAUACCAGUUACUCGUGGAGCUCCUGACUAUUCUAUUUUCCUCCCUCCGGGAUCAUACGUGGACACAAGAAACUUCUCAUCAAUUAGUAAAUUAGGUAUUUUCUUAAAGAAGUUAUCAGACGACAAAGAAUCAUUCAAGUCUUAUUUCAACUGGCGUCGUUAUUACAAGGCUGAAGAUAUGAUUGGCAGUAGCAUGGGAUUUUGUGAGCUGUGUAGAAGAUUACACAACCCGUCCGAGAAAUACGAACAUCUGUAUGAGGAUAUUGAUGAGUGGGUACGACAGGACUCGCAACCUAGGCGCUCGUGUAGACCCGUCGUGGACUUAAUUUAAACGCCCUCGUUAGCAUAUGAAAUAUACGAAAUGUGUUCACAUGUAUGACAGUCAAGACAUCAUCGCGUUUUUAAAGAGAACACAACCUAUGUUUAUU
Messenger RNA from Ylistrum balloti, 1353 nucleotides. RefSeq names its product alpha-(1,3)-fucosyltransferase C-like. The transcript is spliced from 3 exons. Gene Ontology annotation, cellular component: membrane. NCBI's taxonomy places the organism in Eukaryota, Metazoa, Mollusca, Bivalvia, Pectinida, Pectinidae. Gene Ontology annotation, molecular function: alpha-(1->3)-fucosyltransferase activity. The record is from RefSeq and is a predicted model, not a curated record. Bases 141 to 1256 code for a protein of 371 amino acids.